AUGGAUGCGCACGUUCACCCUCGACCACAGCUUCCCAAAGCUGCUGGACUGUCCAACAUUCUUAAUGAGGAUCCUUCUUCAACCAAUGGUCCUCCGCCCCAGCUGCGUGACUCUGGGUUCUACUCGACCACGGACACAGCCAGCAAACAUACCUCUGCUACGUCCUUCAGCGUCAGCAGCCUGAGCCCGGCCGCUUCAGCCUAUCAAUCCUCCGCCGACAAGACCCCUUCGCCCGUGGCCGGUAAUAUGAUUCCUCAGGCUAUUGUUUCUCCGGCUGCAGGCCACAUGAGCGUUGCCUCUAUCAUGGCGCCUAAUACACCGGGGGUUUCUGAACAUCGACGGCUCGAACACUCAGCAUCGAUGGAAUCGACACAGACUGGCACUACUUUGGGGGAGAACCUUAUGCCGGGGACAAUGUCUCGACGUGAGAGCGUCGACAGCCGAAUCAACCAGGGCCUGAGCGAUAUGAGACUCGGUAACUCGCCUUAUGCUAGCCAAAACCAUUCGACAACCUCUAUCCAGAACAGCCUCCACCAACAACGCAACCCUCGCUCCGGUCUCGACACACCCUCGAUCCACCGAAUUUCCAAUGGUUACCAGCCCAGUGCCGACCGAAACCCCGAAUCAAAGACUGUCAGAACCGCACCGGCAAUUACAGGCCCAGCGACUGGGACUAUCGCUCGAGCAGCCGAGCCAACAAAGGGUCAAGCUUGGGCUUUCCCUGAGGAGGAGCUUGGUCGCGGAAACCAAUCUGGAGUGUACGACACCUCGCGACGAAGCAGCUUUUCCGAAUCGGUCGCUAGCAGCCAAUUUACCGCCGACUCUCGACUCCCUCCCGGGCAGCGAAGGUUGGAGGAUGGGGCCUCGCCCCCGUCGCUCAACGACUAUUCCGUCCAUCACCACUCUCUGCAGCACAGGCAGCUAAGCGAUCUUCAGGCCCAGGAUGGUAUUACUGGUGCACAGCCGUACAGUCGUACUCCUGAGCUCCGAGUGAGCCACAAGCUCGCCGAGCGCAAGAGACGAACGGAAAUGAAGGAGCUUUUCGACGCCCUGCGAGACGAGAUGCCGCAGGAACGGGGCUCGAAGGCAUCCAAAUGGGAAAUUCUCACCAAAGCUAUCAACGAACAUCGUGCCCAGAAGGAGUGCAUUAAGACCCUCCAAGCUCGAUGCCACUCGGUGAUGUCAGAGAAUGAGAUGCUGCGACGCGAGCUGCAGUCGAUGCGUGUAGGCGGAGGCCAAUAUCGACCAGACACAGCGCAACCGCAGCAAAUGCCUCCGGCAGCAGCCCCAGCCCAGCCUUCGGCACAAGCUCCUUACGUUGGCGAGCACUUUGCUGGCGCAAGCCGUACCGAACUUCCACCUCUACGAUCCAUCAGCAACAGUGUUCCAAACGGACCCGAGUCCAUGACGGGAGUUCAGUAUGAGGCCCCUGGUGUCAAUGGAUAUCGACCAGAGAGAUACUAG
Molecule: messenger RNA, 1464 nt
Organism: Clonostachys rhizophaga
Lineage: Eukaryota; Fungi; Ascomycota; Sordariomycetes; Hypocreales; Bionectriaceae
Source: the annotation of a GenBank genome assembly